AUGAAACUAACUGUGGUCUGUUUAGUGGUGAGCUUCUUCCUGCUGCAAUAUGCCGAGCACAGUGAAGCCUGCUUGGAGGUAAUUGAGAAAGCCUUGGGUCUCGAGCCGUGCAAUGAAGGCGGUCAUGAGGGUCAUAGGGAGCCUCGCAGGGGUGGUGCACGACUAGGACCAGGACCUGUGAGAAACACUAGAAGGAUAGUUACUAGGAGACAUGAGAAUCCAAGACCAGAACAGCACCCUACCAGACGCUGGAAGCCUCAUCGAAGAACACGGAAGCCUACAAACCCUCGUUCACCAUGUGAAGAAAACACUACUCGAAGGAACAAUCCACCUUGUACUUGUACAGAAAGCACCACUCAAAAACCUAAUCCACCUAGUACUGAGAAGACUCGUCCACCGUGCGGUUGUACAGAAAGCACCACUCAAAAACCUAAUCCACCUAGUACUGAGAAGACUCGUCCACCUUGCGGUUGUACAGAAAGCACCACUCAAAAACCUAAUCCACCUAGUACUGAGAAGACUCGUCCACCUUGCGGUUGUACAGAAAGCACCACUCAAAAACCUAAUCCACCUAGUACUGAGAAGACUCGUCCACCUUGCGGUUGUACAGAAAGCACCACUCAAAAACCUAAUCCACCUAGUACUGAGAAGACUCGUCCACCUUGCGGUUGUACAGAAAGCACCACUCAAAAACCUAAUCCACCUAGUACUGAGAAGACUCGUCCACCUUGCGGUUGUACAGAAAGCACCACUCAAAAACCUAAUCCACCUAGUACUGAGAAGACUCGUCCACCUUGCGGUUGUACAGAAAGCACCACUCAAAAACCUAAUCCACCUAGUACUGAGAAGACUCGUCCACCUUGCGGUUGUACAGAAAGCACCACUCAAAAACCUAAUCCACCUAGUACUGAGAAGACUCGUCCACCUUGCGGUUGUACAGAAAGCACCACUCAAAAACCUAAUCCACCUAGUACUGAGAAGACUCGUCCACCUUGCGGUUGUACAGAAAGCACCACUCAAAAACCUAAUCCACCUAGUACUGAGAAGACUCGUCCACCUUGCGGUUGUACAGAAAGCACCACUCAAAAACCUAAUCCACCUAGUACUGAGAAGACUCGUCCACCUUGCGGUUGUACAGAAAGCACCACUCAAAAACCUAAUCCACCUAGUACUGAGAAGACUCGUCCACCUUGCGGUUGUACAGAAAGCACCACUCAAAAACCUAAUCCACCUAGUACUGAGAAGACUCGUCCACCUUGCGGUUGUACAGAAAGCACCACUCAAAAACCCAAUCCACCUAGUACUGAGAAGACUCGUCCACCUUGCGGUUGUACAGAAAGCACCACUCAAAGACCUAAUCCACCUAGUACUGAGAAGACUCGUCCACCCUGCGGUUGUACAGAAAGCACCACUCGAAAACCCAAUCCACCUAGUACUCGUCCACCUCCUCCUCCAGUGACCACACCUUCGACCACCACCCGAAAGCCAUGUGGAUGUGGGGAAACUCACCCACCAGGCUGGAAUCCUGGCGGUCCUAUAAUCCCAAUCGUCUCAACCACCAAGAAACCAUGUGGAUGUGGUUCGCCAGAACCUUCGGGCUGGAAUCCCGGCGGUCCGAUUAGGCAAACACCUCCAACUGCUCGAAAGCCCUGCGGAUGUGCAUCGUGGAAUCCACCAGGUUGGAAGCUCGACGGUCCUUGGAUACCCACAUAUCCCGGACCUUUCGGUCCCGGACCUAUCAUUCCGAACAACGGAGAAAACGGAUUUGAUCCAGACUGCCCGCAAGGCUGGAGUGCCGACGGUCCUACAAUACCCGUUCCCGAAAUUCCCGGAAAUUUUGGACCCGGACCUGUCAUUACCUCCAGUGGAGAUGCAUGUGGAUGUGGCUGCUCAGCUUGA
Drosophila santomea is the source of this 1899-nucleotide messenger RNA. It is a transcript of the gene Eig71Ee, whose product is annotated as mucin-2. Bases 1 to 1899 code for a protein of 632 amino acids. NCBI's taxonomy places the organism in Eukaryota, Metazoa, Arthropoda, Insecta, Diptera, Drosophilidae. The record is from RefSeq and is a predicted model, not a curated record. The transcript is spliced from 2 exons.